This is a messenger RNA of Melopsittacus undulatus (budgerigar), 1722 nucleotides long. It is a transcript of the gene PRDM6, whose product is annotated as PR/SET domain 6. The record is from RefSeq and is a predicted model, not a curated record. Gene Ontology annotation, molecular function: RNA polymerase II transcription regulatory region sequence-specific DNA binding; histone methyltransferase activity; protein binding. Gene Ontology annotation, biological process: regulation of transcription by RNA polymerase II. Gene Ontology annotation, cellular component: nucleus. The coding region runs from base 1 to 1722 and encodes 573 amino acids. The transcript is spliced from 7 exons. NCBI's taxonomy places the organism in Eukaryota, Metazoa, Chordata, Aves, Psittaciformes, Psittaculidae.
AUGCUGAAGCCCGGCGACGCCGGCGGAUCCGCUUUCCUGAAGGUGGAUCCCGCCUACCUGCAGCACUGGCAGCAGCUUUUCCCGCAGAGCAGCCAGCUCAAAAGCAGCGGGGCUCUCGUUCAGCUUCAACCGCCCGAGAGAACCGAGCCCUCAGCUGACAGCCUCCGCCAGCGUCCGGCCUCUCACUCCUCCGCCUCCUCCUCUUCUUCCUCGUCCACUCUGUCUUCCUCCUCCAUCUCCUCCUGCGUUGCCGCGGAGGCCGCUUCCCUGGCCGGCCUGACCUCGCUGCCUGUAACACAGCUCCCAGUCUUCGGGCCUCUGCAGAGCUCCGAGCUCCCGGCCGGGGGAGCGCCCGCUCCCCUGCAGGGCAAGGACGUGUGUGGGGCCGGCAGCGGCGGCAGCAAAUGCGGCGAGCGGACUGCAGUCCGGUUCCGGUGCACGGCCGAGGAGCUGGACUACUACCUGUACGGGCAGCAGCGCAUGGAGAUCAUCCCCUUGAAUCAGCACACCAGUGACCCCAACAACCGAUGUGACAUGUGUGCUGAUAACCGCAACGGCGAGUGCCCCAUGCACGGGCCCCUGCACUCCCUGCGGCGCCUGGUGGGCACCAGCAGCGCUGCUGCAGCAGCCCCUCCACCGGAGAUCCCGGAGUGGCUCCGGGACCUGCCUCGGGAGGUGUGCCUGUGCACCAGCACUGUGCCUGGCCUGGCCUACGGCAUCUGUGCGGCUCAGCGGAUCCAGCAAGGCACUUGGAUUGGGCCUUUCCAGGGAGUCCUGCUCUUGCCAGAGAAGGUUCAAGCAGGUUCAAUCAGGAACACUCAGCAUCUCUGGGAAAUAUAUGAUCAAGAUGGAACACUACAGCACUUUAUUGAUGGUGGGGAACCCAGUAAGUCAAGCUGGAUGAGGUAUAUCCGAUGUGCAAGGCACUGCGGGGAGCAGAAUUUAACAGUUGUUCAGUACAGGUCAAAUAUAUUCUACCGGGCUUGUAUAGAUAUUCCCAGGGGCACUGAGCUGUUGGUUUGGUACAAUGACAGCUACACAUCUUUCUUUGGAAUCCCUCUCCAGUGCAUUGCACAAGAUGAAAAUUUGAAUGUCCCUUCGACUGUAAUGGAGGCCAUGUCCAGACAAGACACCCUACAGCCAUUUAAUAAAAGUAGCAAACUAUCCCCUGCUACUCUACAGCGAUCCAUAGUAUUUCCACAGACUCCGUGUAGCAGAAAUUUUUCUCUCCUGGAUAAGUCUGGGUCCAUCGAGUCAGGAUUUAACCAGAUCAGUGUCAAAAACCAACGAGUUCUUGCAAGCCCAACUUCAACAAGCCAACUAAAUUCUGAGUUCAGUGACUGGCAUCUUUGGAAAUGUGGGCAAUGCUUUAAGACUUUCACCCAGCGGAUCCUCUUACAGAUGCAUGUGUGUACACAGAACCCUGACAGGCCCUACCAGUGUGGUCACUGCUCCCAGUCCUUCUCCCAGCCUUCAGAGCUGAGGAACCACGUAGUUACGCACUCCAGUGACAGACCUUUCAAGUGUGGUUACUGUGGUCGUGCCUUUGCUGGUGCCACAACACUCAACAAUCACAUCCGGACACACACUGGGGAAAAGCCCUUCAAGUGCGAGAGGUGUGAGAGGAGCUUCACACAAGCCACGCAGCUGAGUCGACACCAGAGGAUGCCCAAUGAGUGCAAGCCAAUAACAGAGAGCACAGAAUCAAUUGAAGUGGAUUAA